Messenger RNA from Stylonychia lemnae, 1161 nucleotides. NCBI's taxonomy places the organism in Eukaryota, Ciliophora, Spirotrichea, Sporadotrichida, Oxytrichidae. The record is from the annotation of a GenBank genome assembly.
AUGGCCGCCUCUAACAAAGAUUUAUUGGUAAAAACUGGAAUCACUCAUAUCUUGACAGUUGCAAAGGAUCACCCUCCUAAAUUCCCCUCCAGUUUCACAUAUAAGGUCGUGAAAGUGCUCGAUUUACCCUCAACGAACCUCAAAUAACGAUUUAUGCCUUGUAUAUAAUUUAUUCAAGAUGCAGUCUCUAAAAAUGGGAAGGUAUUUGUUCAUUGUUAUGCUGGAGUAUCCAGAAGUGCUACAAUAGUAAUUGCAUAUUUAAUGCUUGAACAUGGACUUUCAUUUUCAGCUGCCAUUAAGUUGGUAAAAAGCAAAAGACCUUUCAUAAAUCCUAACGAUGGCUUUAGAAAGUAACUCCUACUUUUUGAAAAAGACCUGAGAUAGUAAAAAUCAUAAAAAGAAAAUGUUCAGACUGGAAAUCUCUUAGUCACCUAAGGAAUGAAAUUCUAGAAUUUAAUAUCAUAAGCGGAUUAAAAAUUUCAAGAACAGAGACAAAUCUCAGGUAUAAGCUAGGGACAAAAUAAAAUGUAAUUGUCAAAGUUGAUUCAACAGAGCUUAGGAAUGGGUAACGGAGCGUAUAAUAGUGAUCAGCAUAGUAUAGUAGGAUCUGCCAGCAAAUACUCUAGAACUGGAUUUUUAGGUAGUAUGAUGCCAGCAACCUAAUUGAAUUCAAACAGACCUAAUUUUCAUGCUAUUACUCAAGAUAAUUAGAGUUAACCUUUAAGUUCAUCUUCAAGCGUAAAAAUCAAUUAAUAGCACAAAAUCUAAACUGCCUAGUAAAAACUCAGAGACAAAAGUUAGAGGCCCUUAGGAAUUGUUUAAUCACCCUAAGCUGCGGAUAAUGAGAUUGGGCAAUACAAGUAAAGAGGAAAAUCAGAGGUUAUGAACGGAGCAAAAAUACCGUUUAUGAAUUUGAGACUUAAGGAGUUAGAUAAAUAGAAUCAGUAGAUUAAAGCAUCUGGAUCCAGAUUAAGACAAGAACUAAUAUACUCCUCUAACCAUAGAGCUAAUAAUUUAAUUGGAAAUGGAAUAAUGGGAGUGAGCAAGACAUACAAUCAUGUGAAAUUGAACCCUAUUUAAGAUUAAAAGCAUUCAAACAUCUUAGGCAUGGCUAUAGCUGAUAGCAGAUUCGGUAUGCCUCUUAAUAUUCAGAAUUUUUGA